Hypanus sabinus (Atlantic stingray) is the source of this 3916-nucleotide messenger RNA. RefSeq names its product zinc finger protein 850-like. Bases 445 to 3852 code for a protein of 1135 amino acids. The record is from RefSeq and is a predicted model, not a curated record. Gene Ontology annotation, biological process: regulation of transcription by RNA polymerase II. Gene Ontology annotation, molecular function: RNA polymerase II cis-regulatory region sequence-specific DNA binding; DNA-binding transcription factor activity, RNA polymerase II-specific. Lineage: Eukaryota; Metazoa; Chordata; Chondrichthyes; Myliobatiformes; Dasyatidae. The transcript is spliced from 3 exons.
UUGGGUUGAACAUCACUGUAACAGUGUGAUACCAGAUCAAACCUUGGCAACUCAAGAAUUCUCAUCUGAAAUGUGGUCCUAAAUCCAUUGAUGGAUUUUGUAAAUCUUUUCACAGGAUAAAAAUGAGAAGGAAUUUGUCACCGGGAAUCUCAAACACAGUCCGCCAGUUUUGCUGUCUCUGUCUGGAUAUUUAAGAAGUGGAGCAAGGAUAUUCAAUCAACCAUCCUUCCUGCUCAGACUGUGGGGAGGGAUUUAUUCGGUCAUCUCAACUGAAGGUACAUCAGCAAGUUCACACUGGGCAGGGCCAUUCACCUGUUCUGUGUGUGAAAAAGGAUUCAGUUGGUCUUCCCGCCUGUGGACACACCAGUCAGUUCACACCACACCGGGCGGAGGCUGGUCAUCUGUUGAAUUUCUGGGAAAGGAUUCACUCAGUCAUUUGACCUAAUGGCUCACCAGCAAGUUCACACUGGGGAGAAGCCAUUCACCUGUUCAGUCUGUGGGAAGGGAUUCACUCAGUCAUCCGCCCUACAGAGACAUCAGCGAGCUCACACUGGGGAGAAGCCAUUCACCUGCUCAGUCUGUGCGAAGGGAUUCACUCAGGCAUCCAACCUACGGAGACAUCAGCGAGUUCACACUGGGGAGAAGCCAUUCACCUGCUCAGAAUGUGGGAAAGGAUUCAGUGAGUUAUCCAACCUACUGGUACAUCAGCGAGUUCACACUGGGGAGAAGCCGUUCACCUGCUCAGAAUGUGGGAAAGGAUUCAGUGAGUUAUCCAGCCUACUGAGACAUCGGCGAGUUCACACUGGGGAGAAGCCGUUCACCUGCUCAGAAUGUUGGAAAGGAUUCAGUGCUUUAUCCAGCCAACUGAGACAUCGUCGAGUUCACACUGGGGAAAAGCCAUUCACCUGCUCAGAAUGUGGGAAAGGAUUUACUGAUUCAUCCACCCUACAGAGUCAUCAGCGACUUCACACUGGGGAGAAGCCGUACACCUGUUCAGAAUGUGGGAAGAGUUUUACUCAGUUAUCCCAAGUACAGAGUCAUCUGCGAGUUCACACUGGGGAGAGGCCAUUCACCUGCUCAGACUGUGGGAGCAGAUUCACUCAUUUAUCCAGCCUACAGAGACAUCAGCGAGUUCACACUGGGGAGAAGCCGUACAUCUGCUCAGAAUGUGGAAAGGGAUUCAUUCAGUUAUCCCACCUACAGAGUCAUCAGCGAGUUCACACUGGGGAGAAGCCGUUCACCUGUUCAGAAUGUGGGAAGAGAUUUAAUCAGUCAUCUAACCUACUGGUACACCAGCGAGUUCACACUGGGGAGAAGCCGUUCACCUGCUCAGAGUGUGGGAAAGGAUUUACACAGUCAUCUGCCCUACUGGUACAUCAGCGAGUUCACACUGGGGAGAAGCCGUUCACCUGUUCAGUCUGUGAGAAGGGAUUCACUCAGUUAGCUACCCUACUGAAACACCAGCGAGUUCACACUGGGGAGAAGCCGUUCACCUGCUCAGUCUGUGGGAAGGGAUUCUCUGACUCUUCCACCCUUCUGAUUCAUCAGCGAGUUCACACUGGGGAGAGGCCGUUCAGCUGCUCCAAAUGUGGGAAGGGAUUCACUCAGUCAUCCCACCUACGGAGUCACCAGCGAGUUCACUCCGAGGCGAAGCCAUUCACCUGCUCAAUUUGUGGAAAGGGAUUCACUCACUCAUUUGACCUUAUGGCUCACCAGCGAGUUCACACUGGGGAGAAGCCAUUCACCUGUUCAGUCUGUGGGAAGGGAUUCACUCAGUCAUCCAACCUACGGAGUCCCCAGCGAGUUCACACUGGGGAGAGGCCGUUCACCUGUUCAGAAUGUGAGAAGAGAUUCACUCAGUCAUCCAACCUACGGAGUCCCCAGCGAGUUCACACUGGAGAGAGGCGCUUCACCUGCUCAGUCUGUGGGAAGAGAUUCACUCAUUCAUCCGCCCUACAGAGACAUCAGCGAGCUCACACUGGGGAGAAGCCGUUCACCUGCUCAGUCUGUGCGAAGGGAUUCACUCGGUCAUCCAACCUACUGGUACAUCAGCGAGUUCACACUGGGGAGAAGCCAUUCACCUGCUCAGAAUGUGGGAAAGGAUUCAGUGAGUUAUCCAACCUACUGGUACAUCAGCGAGUUCACUCUGGGGAGAAGCCAUUCACCUGCUCAGUCUGUGCGAAGGGAUUCAGUCGGUCAUCCAACCUAAGGAGACAUCAGCGAGUUCAUACUGGGGAGAAGCCAUUCACCUGCUCAGAAUGUGGGAAAGGAUUCAGUGAGUUAUCCAUCCUACUGGUACAUCAGCGAGUUCACACUGGGGAGAAGCCAUUCACCUGCUCAGAAUGUGGGAAAGGAUUCAGUGAUUUAUCCAGCCAACUGAGACAUCAGCGAGUUCACACUGGGGAGAAGCCAUUCACAUGCUCAGAAUGUGGGAAAGGAUUCAGUGAGUUAUCCAGCCUACUGAGACAUCAGCGAGUUCAUACUGGGGAGAAGCCAUUCACCUGCUCAGAAUGUGGGAAAGGAUUCAGUGAGUUAUCCACCCUACAGAGACAUCAGCGACUUCACACUGGGCAGAAACCGUUCACCUGUUCAGAAUGCGGGAAGAGAUUCACUCAGUCAUCCCACCUACAGAGUCAUCUGCCAGUUCACACUGGGGAGAGGCCAUUCACCUGCUCAGACUGUGGGAAAGGAUUCACUCUGAUAUCCCGCCUACAGAGACAUCAGCGAGUUCACACGGGGGAGAAGCCGUUCAACUGCUCAGACUGUGGGAAGGGAUUCACCCAGUCAUCCGACCUACGGAGUCACCAGCGAGUUCACACAGGGGAGAAGCCAUUCACCUGCUCAGUCUGUGGGAAGAGAUUCACUGUGUCAUCCCACCUACAGAGUCAUCAGCGAAUUCACACUGGGGUGAAGCCGUUCACCUGUUCAGAAUGUGGGAAGGGAUUCACUCAGUCAUCCAACCUACGGAGUCAUCAGCGAGUUCACACUGGAGAGAGGCCGUUCACCUGCUCAGAAUGUGGGAAGAGAUUCACUCAUUCAUCCGCCCUACAGAGUCACCAGCGAGCUCACACUGGGGAGAAGCCGUUCAUCUGCUCAGAAUGUGGGAAGAGAUUCACUCAUUCAUCCGCCCUACAGAGACACCAGCGAGCUCACACUGGGGAGAAGCCGUUCAUCUGCUCAGAAUGUGGGAAGGGAUUCACUGAGUCAUCCUACCUACAGAGACAUGAGAGUGUUCACACUGGUGAAAAGCCGUUCAAUUGCACAGAAUGUGGGAAACGGUUCACUCUGUCAUCCAACCUUCUGAAACACCAGCGAGCUCACACUGGGGAGAAGCCGUUCAUCUACUCAGAAUGUGGGAAGAGAUUCACUCAUUCAUCCGCCCUACAGAGACACCAGCGAGCUCGCACUGGGGAGAAGCCGUUCCUCUGCUCAGAAUGUGGGAAGAGAUUCACUCGCUCAUCCGACCUGCAGAGUCAUCAGCGAGUUCACACUGGAGAGAAGCCAUUCCCCUGCUCAGAAUGUGGGAAGAGGUUCAGUCACUCACGCUCCCUGCAGAGACACCAGUCAGUUCACACUGGGGAGAAGCCGUUCAUCUGCUUAGUCUGUGGGAAGAGAUUCACUGAGUCAUCCAGAUUACUGGAACAUCAGCGAGUUCACACUGGGGAGAAGCCGUUCAUCUGCUUAGUCUGUGGGAAGAGAUUCAAUAACUCAUCCAGAUUGCUGGAACAUCAGCGAGCUCACACUGGAGAGAGGCCAUUCACCUGCUCAGAAUGUGGGAAGAGAUUCACUCACUCUUCCACACUACAGAGACAUCAGCGAGUUCACACUGGAGAGGAGCCAUUUACCUGCUGAGAAUGUGGGAUAGGAUUCACUCAGUCAUUCCAACUGCUGGCACACCAGUCAGUUGAUAUGAAUC